Molecule: messenger RNA, 588 nt
Organism: Neoarthrinium moseri
Lineage: Eukaryota; Fungi; Ascomycota; Sordariomycetes; Amphisphaeriales; Apiosporaceae
Exons: 4
Coding region: 1-588 (195 amino acids)
Source: RefSeq, a predicted model, not a curated record
AUGGCCAUGUAUUGGGACCCCGUCCACAAGAAGAUGCGAACAGUUGUGCAUUUACCUCCAGGCCAAAAGAUGCCGAGUUUGGAAACAUUUGCGUUGAAGGCAAUUAGCGAGAAUUCCCAACAAAUAUCGCCCGCAAUCCACACUGAUCGAGGUGGUAGCACUCAGCCUGCGCUCGUCUCGCCAGUCGAAGCUGGGCAGGCUGCCGCAAGCUCUAUCUAUGAUUUUCCAGGCGAGGAAGAAGGUACUAUCAUUGUGCGGGACUCGCCUCGGCGCGUAGAUCAUGCAUCGCCAAUCUCUCCACAAAGAACAGUAUCCGAAGUCACCAUCGACGAAGACGCCUUGUGCCAGACACUAGAGAUCCAAGCCGAGCAGCCUGAUGAUCUAUGGUGCUAUCGAGACGGACGGUCAGAUCAAGCAAUCCUCCGUUGUGCCCAGGCCUGGUGGCGUCAAAAAGUCGAGUGGACGGGAGAAGAGUUGGAGGCAGGCCUCAUUCACAGGAACCAACGUAUCGCCUGGGGUUUCAGUGAAAAGACGCCUUCCAAUGCAGAAGCAGAUCAUGAUUCGUCGGGUCCUCCAUCUCUUGGAUAG